AUGGAUGACCUUGAAAGCGAGUUUGGCCCCAUCAGAAAGUCGGUACACAAAGUGAACGCAGAUGAGAUCAUAGACGAUGUUAAGCUUGAUGGGAAGAUUAAGAAGAUUAAAUUACAACGCCCUGUCAAAAGAUCUUCUAUUGGUGCAUCUAACGACUCUGAACUUGAUACUGCAGUUGUUACCAAAAAAACACGUACUGAAGAUACUGCAGCACAACCAAUUCCUUUGUUUGGUAUAAAUAAGACACCAGAAACAAAGACAUUUAAGAGAAUGAAGCACUACUUGACAAGAAAACUAAAUGGCACUCUUGGGUUUAAGGAAACUAAGAUACCCGACUUUUUGGAAAACACUUCAACUCAAGUUGACAAGCUUCUUCGACAAUGCAUCAUUCAAAAAGAAAGUCAUUCGGCCAUACUCAUCGGUCCUCGAUCCAAUUAUAAAGAUAUGAUAAUAAAGCAUCAUUUGGAGGCUUUAAGAUCGACACACAACGAACAAUUCAUUGUUAUCAACUUAAAUGGCUCUUUACAUUCGGAAAACUCUGCAAUUAACAGUAUUGCUGAACAAUUAGAAUUCGAACUUGCAAACAGAAACGUUAAUUCAUCAAAAAAAGUUAAAGCAGAAGAAUUAGGUUUAUCUGAAGGUACUUUGACAGAAGUCUUUGAUAACAUUCUAAGAUUGUUGGACUCAUUUACUGUGACUCCUCUAAAGGGUGUACACUCACAGAAAGAAAAAUCAGAGCACGUAACGCUAGUGUUCAUAUUUGAUGAAAUUGACAAAUUUGCUGGACCAGUGAGACAGACACUUUUGUAUAAUUUAUUUGACCUAGUAGAGACUUCAAGGAUACCAGUUUGUGUUCUUGGUCUUACUACAAAGUUGGCAAUCAUGCAAUUUCUUGAAAACAGAGUGAAAUCCCGGUUUUCUCAGCGAAUCAUAUAUAUGCCAUCAAUCUCGGAUUAUGAUCAAUUCAAGCAUGUAUUCAAAGAGCUCUUAGAGGUGGAUGAUUCAACAAUUCCUGAUCAGCUUCGAUGGAACCAGUUCUUGGAUGAGACUUUAAAAAAUGACGAUUCAGAGAUUUCUCGUAUUCUGCGUCAGAACUACGAGAACUUCAAAGAUAUACAACUAUUACAAAACGCCAUAUUUCCCACAGUUGCCUUGUCUAAAACAUAUUCUGAACUAGUUGAGAGCAUCAAAACAUGCAGCAAAAUAAAAAAGUACUUGGCGAAUCAACUCUUAGAUUCAAUUUCAGCUAAGAUCUUGUCACUAUCUGAUUUAGAGUUAGCUAUUUUGAUAUCUGCUUGUAGAGUGGCUUUAAAGAAUGACGAACAUAUCAAUUUGACUUUGGUACAUGAAGAAUUUUCUAAAUUGGGGAAGAUUCAUAAGACCACCUUCGCUGAUAGGUUCAAAAUGUGGACUAAACACGACAUGAAGAAUGUAUGGGAAAACUUGGCAAACCAAGAGCUUAUCACUGAGAGAGGUGCGAUUUCUGUCAGAUUCACAGAAGACUCUGCUAUACAAUCAGCAAACUACAAUUCAUCCACAAUGAAGGCACCAUUUGAUCUUCGAACCUAUCAAGUUUGCGUAACGCUGCAAGAAAUGCGAUUGACGAUACCCAAGAGCUCAUUUUUCUACUCAUGGACUCAGUUAUAG
Kluyveromyces lactis is the source of this 1647-nucleotide messenger RNA. It is a transcript of the gene ORC4, whose product is annotated as origin recognition complex subunit 4. The coding region runs from base 1 to 1647 and encodes 548 amino acids. The transcript has a single exon. NCBI's taxonomy places the organism in Eukaryota, Fungi, Ascomycota, Saccharomycetes, Saccharomycetales, Saccharomycetaceae. Gene Ontology annotation, molecular function: DNA replication origin binding. The record is from RefSeq and is a predicted model, not a curated record. Gene Ontology annotation, cellular component: nucleus; nuclear origin of replication recognition complex. Gene Ontology annotation, biological process: DNA replication initiation; DNA replication.